Molecule: messenger RNA, 963 nt
Organism: Metschnikowia bicuspidata var. bicuspidata NRRL YB-4993
Lineage: Eukaryota; Fungi; Ascomycota; Pichiomycetes; Serinales; Metschnikowiaceae
Exons: 1
Coding region: 1-963 (320 amino acids)
Molecular function (GO): oxidoreductase activity
Source: RefSeq, a predicted model, not a curated record
AUGACGCUUCAGACAAUCGCAAAGCAAUUGACCAGAACCACCAAGUACAAGCUCAACAAUGGGCAGUAUAUUCCUGUGGCCGGGUUUGGGGUGUAUUUAUUACUGCCCGCGGAAACCUUCGAAUUGGUUUACGAGGCCUUGCUGCAAGGAUACCGUCAUAUCGACAGUGCUGUCAUUUACGGUAAUCAAAAAGAGGCGGCACAGGCAAUUGCGCAGUUUAUCAAAGACCACGAAGAUGUAUCCAGAGAAGAUAUCUGGUUCACCACCAAAAUCUGGAACUCUGAUCAGGGCUACGACGGAACGAAGAACGCCGUGGCGCAGAUCGCGGCCGAGGUCAAGGAACAUAUUGACUAUGUAGACUUGGUUUUGGUGCACUCGCCCUUGACCAGCAAGGAAAAACGCGUUGGUACAUGGAAGGCGUUGUCUGAACUCAAUCACAAUCCAAACAACGGCGUGCUUCAGAUCCGGUCGAUUGGCGUUUCGAACUAUGGCGUAGAGCACAUCGAGGAAAUCCUAGCUCAGGAAGGACCUGUGGUGGUGCCUGCAGUCAACCAAUUGGAAUUACACCCUUGGUUGCCCAGAGUGGCGUUGCGGGAGUACUUGACGCUGAAGGGAAUUGUCAUUGAGGCGUACUCACCUUUAACCCAGGGCCAGAAUCUCAGCGACCCUGAGUUGUUGCAUUUGGAGCAUAAGUACAAGAUUCCCAAGGCCGAGAUUCUCUUGAAAUGGUCUUAUCUCCAGGGGUUUGUUGUGUUGGCCAAGACCUCCAAGAAGGAGAGAAUCAAGCAGAAUUUCGAGGUCUUGCCGGAGGGCCGUGGGUCCAGCGAUGCUUUGGACGAGGGUUCCAACUUGGGGAAAAUCGACUUGGAUCCAAACAUCUUGGACGUUUUGGACAAGCCAGACUCGAAAAAGGUUUUCACGUGGCAUAACUCUGAUCCUACGGAAUUUAAGGACUCUCCAUAG